This is a messenger RNA of Empidonax traillii (willow flycatcher), 777 nucleotides long. It is a transcript of the gene IFT20, whose product is annotated as intraflagellar transport 20. Bases 30 to 428 code for a protein of 132 amino acids. The transcript is spliced from 7 exons. NCBI's taxonomy places the organism in Eukaryota, Metazoa, Chordata, Aves, Passeriformes, Tyrannidae. Gene Ontology annotation, biological process: protein localization to cilium; centrosome localization; intraciliary transport. The record is from RefSeq and is a predicted model, not a curated record. Gene Ontology annotation, cellular component: cilium; intraciliary transport particle B; centrosome.
UGUUUGGAGGACCGUCCUGGGCCGCUCGGAUGGCGCAGGCGGCGCUGGGCGCGGCGGGGCUGCACUUCGACGAGCUGAACAAGCUGCGGGUGCUGGAGCCCGAGGUGGCGGCGCAGACGGCGCAGCUCCGCGAGGAGUGCCGGGCCUUCGUGGACAAAACAGAAGAAUUUCAGAAAAUAGUGGGCAGCUUGAUUGAGCUCGUUGACCAACUGGCCAAAGCUGCAGAAAGUGAAAAGAUGAAGGCCAUCGGGGCACGGAACCUGCUGAAGUCGAUCACAAAGCAGAGAGAGGCUCAGGAGCAGCAGCUCCAGGCUUUGAUAGCCGAGAAAAAGAUGCAGCUGGAAAGGUACCGGAUCGAGUACGAGACUCUGUGCAAAAUCGAAGCGGACCAGAAUGAAUUCAUUGACCAGUUCAUUUUCCAGAAAUAGAGGAUUUUAAGAUAAAACCCAGCUCACUUGGGAACUUGACCAUUCCAGAAUCUUGAGAAUUUCAGAAAUAUGCAAUUUCCACUGUGCAGGAGUGCAGAUGGUUUGUGCAAUGGAGGGGCUUUACCUUGGUGUGAAUGUCCCAGCCGUGGCAAUAAGGAGGGCUGACAGCUCACAGCUGCACACACUGUUCUGGCCUUUAUUUUAUACCAGUUUUAUACAGUCAGUAGUUCUAAUUCAAAUUACAGUUGAGUUAAUGCUACUGGUGCUCUGUUGUGUCUCUUUUUGAACUUUUCAGCUCUUUCAAAGAAAUUGGGAAAUAAAUUAUUGUUCUCAGACUUUCUGGCUGUAC